AGAUGCCAACUCAACGUUGUUUGUGUUGUAUUCGACUUCGUGUUCUGCUUCUGUCUUCUGUUCUGUUUGUGCGGUCUGCGGUGUCUUGCUGCUCCGAUAUAUACCGUAUGGCUUUUUUAUUUGAUCUUUACAAUCAAAUAUAAGUUAGUAGACAACGGUUUAAAUUUACAGUGAUAACCUAUCAUAUUUCCCAUUUAAUUGUACUAAAGUACUUUUUUUAAAAUGGCUAUCAAGGGCAGAAAGAGCUCUACAAAGAAUCCUCCAAUUUUUAGUCAUGAAUUUGUCAUACAAAAUCAUGCAGAUAUUGUAUCCUGUGUUGCUAUGUUAUUUGUGAUUGGACUUAUGAUCCAGGUGACAUCCCCAGUUGCGUACAUGUUCAUCGCAGUUCAGCACAACAUCGCACCACCAGACAGCAGUGCAACAGAAUCAACGACCGUUGACUCAGCCACCCAGUACACCUACGGACCCAAGGACUUCUGUGCAAUAUUUUUCUAUUUUCUUAUAUGUAUCGUUAUGCACGCAAUCAUCCAAGAAUACUUUCUCGACAAAAUCAGUAGAAAGCUUCAUUUGUCGAAAGUGAAGCACAGCAAAUUCAACGAAUCAGGCCAACUUCUUGUAUUCUAUAUCACAUCUGUGCUUUGGGGAGGAGAUGUUAUUUUCAAGGAAAACUACCUCAUGAACAUUUCAUCAUUGUGGGAAGGCUAUCCUCACACAAACAUGGUGUUCAUGUUCAAAUUCUUCUUCAUCAUUCAGAUAGCCUACUGGCUGCACUGCUACCCAGAACUGUAUUUCCAGAAAAUAAAGAAAGAGGAGAUGCCAGCUAGGAUCCGAUACGCUACAGUUGGUCUGUUCUAUGUAGCUGCUGCCUACCUUCUCAAUUUCAACCGAGUGGGCAUCUGCCUGCUGAUGCUGCACUACCUGUCGGAGGCGCUGUACCACAUGGCUCGCAUCAUCGACUUCAUCGACAAGGAGGAGAAGGGCAGCAAGGCAGGCUACUUGGCCUCUAACGUGGUGUUCGUGACGGCACGGCUCGGCUCCAUCAUCCUGUCGGUGCUGACCUUCUGGUACGGCCUGGCACUGAGUGAGACGCAGGGUCUGGACGUGCCGACUGGCAACUUCAAUGUGCCGGCCAUUCGCCUGACGGCACUCGUCGCCGUCUGCCUGCUGCAGGCCUACCUCAUGUUCCACUUCAUCACCGACCAGCUCAGGCAGUUGCGCGAGCAGGCGCCGCCUAGUGUGGCCGCCGCCAAAAAGGCGCCCGCCAAGAAAGUCGCCGCCAAGAAGAAGAAGGAGGACUCUAAGCGAGCAGUUGAUGAUGACGUCAACGAACUGACAGAGGUAGAUCAAAAUACCAAAAAGAAUUUGAAAAACAAGACAAAAGUAAAAUAAGUAAUCUGAUAUUCUAUUUAGAUUUCCAGUUGAAAUCUAUAUCAUUCAGGUACUUGUACAUUAGGACAUAGUAGUGAAUUCUCCAAACUUCUAUCUCUGUGUAUAAUGUAACAGUAUUCUCUCGACUGUCAAAUACGUAACAAUUUAUCCUGCAUGAUUUAUUAAAAUAUGUUUUUAUUAUACAACAGUGGCGGCUCCACUUAAGGUUGCAAGGUUGCACAACCCCCAACAAAACAAGCAAUAGAAAGACACUUUCCUUUUUUGAAAUUUCCUAAUAACAAUUUGAUGGUAAUAUUAUUGAAAAUUAUUUUCUCAAUUCCCACAAAAUUCAUACAGCAGAAAGUCAGAACAGAUAGUACAACAUUUUGAAUUUGCGCGGUCCGAAGAAGGAACGCAUAGCAUUUGCAACCCCCUAAGACCCGUCGCUUAUAAUACGGGAGAAUAACAUUGGAAGCCUAAAGUGCUGGCAAAUCAGUUGGUUGCUAUGACAACGGAAGGCUUUCUAUAGGUGCGUACAGACUUUCGCUCUGCUCGGCAACCGAACGUCACUCGACCGGGGAGCAAGAGUGGAACGCGAGAAGAGCUAACAUCACGUUCAUGAUCGGUGCGACUGCAGAUCGGGGACUGAGCGAUUGCAGAGCGAUGGCGGAACGAGGGCGGAGCUUGCGCUGAGCGGGUUGGAGGCGCGUAUAUCUGUACGCUUAAGGAUCGCAUGGUUGCAGCGUUCCUACAACCAGUCAUUGUAUAGAAACUACGAUACCAACAAUAUCGAUCUAUGAAGACUGUCUUCGUAUAGAUAGUCGAUAGUAUCACACUAAAGACGACAGACCACGUUGAAAAGUUUUGUUUGUUUUGAUUUGAGGAUUGUAAGUGAUGGAGUAGGCUAAUAAACGAAAUAAACGUGUGUGUGUAAUAAACGAGGAUAUGUAAGUGAUCGUGUAAUAAACGAAAGCUAUAUUUAUUCUAUUGAAAAUUUAUUGGAUGAUUGGAUAUUUAGUUAAUAGCAAUUGAGAACGAAAUUAAACUUGAGAAGUUUGUAAGACCUCCAAAUCUUGAGAAUUCCACACACGCUGUAAGGGUUUGCGUGAACGCGUAAGUACAAGCGGCAGUUGAAAAAAAUAAUUUAUUGGGCUAUUGUAUUUCCAGGCUAAUAAUAUUAAGACUGAUCUGAUGUAAAACAGUUUUGGGCUUUCUAUUGCUAUUGUAUUGUUUGAAUCUUGUAACUUACGGUAUUCAUUUCACUUAUUGUUAUCUCUUACAGUGACUUGGAAUUUUGUUGGAAAAAUUAUAUAAUUUAAGAUCUAUGUAAUGAUAAUUUAAUAAUCCCUAUUUAUUGCUUUCUUAUUUACUAUGAAAGUUAGGAUUGGUAUCUGCAACCUCCAAACUAUAUUUAACCAGUCGCCACUGUUAUACAAUGACAUUCAUCACAAAUUUGUCUCACUAGCACUAUCAAAUAAUGAAAUCCUACGCUCAAUGUUUACAUUCAUUAAGAUUCUAAUUUAAUAAUCGGUUGUAACUUUUCUGUAGGUUCUCGAAAUGAGUGUUUCAAAAUAUUAGUAUCUGUCUCAUCAUCAUCCUAAUGAUGAUAAACAUUAAUUUGUGCUAAUAAUGUUAUUUUGAAUAAAUAUUGAUUUUUCUUUA
Molecule: messenger RNA, 3030 nt
Organism: Nilaparvata lugens (brown planthopper)
Lineage: Eukaryota; Metazoa; Arthropoda; Insecta; Hemiptera; Delphacidae
Gene: TRAM
Product: translocating chain-associated membrane protein 1
Exons: 6
Coding region: 223-1389 (388 amino acids)
Biological process (GO): SRP-dependent cotranslational protein targeting to membrane, translocation; protein insertion into ER membrane
Cellular component (GO): endoplasmic reticulum membrane
Source: RefSeq, a predicted model, not a curated record